GCCUGCGCAGAACGGUCCUCUCUCUUCUGUCUGUUAGUGUUAGUUUUGCCGGUCCGUCCGUCACCGACAGAUCUCCGGUGUCAGGUUUCAGGAAUAACUUUACCAUGAUGUGGUGGACUCUUUUGAUGCUAGACGGAUUUUUGUUGCCGAUUCUCGCUCGUUCCAACGAGAUAUACCAGUUGAGAGGUGAAGGAGACUACAGGUUUGUCACUCUGCACUGGCAAUAUCCUACACAACUAGCCGGGCUUCAUGGCUUCCAGGUGGACUAUUGUGAACUGCAGGCUUGGGGGCCCAACCGCUGCAGAUCCAAAUUUCUAGAUGCCUCGUCUGGGGUACCUUACAUGGGUGAUCCAGAGUUCCGAGCAUACUCAGUGAUUGUCAACGGACUCAGGAUGGCGACCAAUUACAGCUUUGAGGUUCAGUCGAGAGAGUCUCGUAGGACAAGGUUCUACGUACAACCUCCGGCCUCGGCUCCUUGGAACCUCAAUCCAGCAGCCGAGAGAAUUGUGGUCACCACUAAAGGAUUUUCCGCGAGAGCCAGCUUAUGUCUACCCACAGCGAGUGAGGUGGAGGUUUGGACGGGACCGUACUUCAGUGGCCGCAUUGCUGUGGAGGUAGCCGCAGGGGUACCAGGGCCUUGUAGUGUAGAUGGAGACCCGACAAGUCCACAGGACUCCUACACACUCAGGAUAGAUCACGAUCUAUGUGGCAGCAAGGUGAACCGCACUGCUGUCGAGACGUUUAUCCUUGUACAAGAGAACCUCCCUAUCCUGACACACAGCACUCGCAGGUUCCUGGUCUUGUGUACCUUCCAACCAGAGACACUCACCGUCAGAGCAGGACUCAACUUGCCUCACACAAGCAACGGUGUGACGAGUCCAGAGGCAGCCGAAGUAGACAACCAGGUUCACGAGCACAACAACGUUCACGCGUCAGCACUACAACUGUCUGAUGAGUCUGCUCGCGCCUACGCUGAACAAGUGUCCGAGGCCCACACAGUUAUGUUGUGUGUGGUCAUUGCGGCUGGACUCGUGGUGAUCGGACUUACGGUUUGGUGGUUUAUGCCUCUCAAGACAAAAUCAAGACGACAAUCAAUACUGUCCGAUGACACGACUUACACAUCAAACUCGACAGUUGAUGAGAACUAUGAGAACUCCAUCCGAGACUCAGAGCUGGACUUUGAGACGGCCAAUGACGUUUGUGGAGAGAGAGAUGAGAAUAUCUUGAGGGAAGGUGUGUGUAACGAGAUUCUACAAGAAACGUGCGUGUCUCUGAACGUAGAUUGGCAGGACACCAUUAGACCGGAGUGUGCAACGCAAUCAGAAGCUUGAUCAACAAGUAAACUAGUGAAUGGAUACAGUUUUAAUAUCAAACGUUAAGGUGUACAAUGUACACUUAGGCUAAACUUGAUGUGAAUUACGUUAAAUUAUUUUAGUUUGAUGUGAAGACUAAAAUAUUUUAUAGGGCUAAACUGAAUGUAUUGUGGCAAGAGAUGUUAAGUUUACUUCUUAUCAUGUCGAAACAUGUUUUGAGCUUGAAAGAAAAGCUGGACAUACACAUUAGGUACUUUCGAAAGAUUGACUAAAAAAAACCAAAAAUUUGGAAUCAAUUUUUAAAAUAAUUUACAAUUGUAUUAGGGCAUUGAGAGUAAACAUAUCCAAACCCAAUAAAAAAAUAUGAUUGGCAAGUCUUUAAUGUAGUUAUGGCUACAAUUUUUUUAAACUUCAUAUUAUUGGUAGUUUAAAUUAAUUAUUGUCUUUUAAAACUAUUUUUACUACUUAACCCAAAAAAUAACGUUUAUGAAAAGAGUUAAAUGUGUGUUGGUCAAAGUUGUCAAAUCGAAAUAAGUGUCCACCCUUUUGAAAUGACAAAUACCGAUUCUAGUUUCCAAAUUAAUUACGAUUAGCAAAUUGUAUUGUGAAAAAUGUUUACGAGUAUAGCUUUCAUUAUUAAAUAAAUAAUGGUCUGUAGAACUUAUAGGCAAUGUAAAAACAGCUUAGUAUAGUAUUUUUAGAUAGUGUUUGGAUUAAUAAGAAAUGUAAAGUUACACUAGAGUAUAAAGUUUAUUAGGUAUGUUAUUUUUUACAUUGUUAGUUCCUUCGUAAGCUAUUUUAU
Molecule: messenger RNA, 2115 nt
Organism: Macrosteles quadrilineatus (aster leafhopper)
Lineage: Eukaryota; Metazoa; Arthropoda; Insecta; Hemiptera; Cicadellidae
Exons: 9
Coding region: 105-1331 (408 amino acids)
Molecular function (GO): protein binding
Source: RefSeq, a predicted model, not a curated record